AUGUGGAGCGUUCUCCAAGAGGAAGAAAUUGAAGAUGCCGAGCAAGAUGCCAAACUCGACAAUGAAUCAGAUGGAGAAAAGGAGGAGAAAAAAUUGGAAGAAACUAUUCAGCAAACUUCCAAUCUAGUAAUAAUUGAGGAAGAGCAACCAACCCAAAAUAUUUCAUUCGACAUUUCAGGAAUGAAAUUUGCACCAAUUAAGCCUACUGAGAAACCACAAUCAGAGCAAGAACAAAUCGAAUCUCAAAAGAAUGUUGCUUACGAAUGUUACAAAAUUUUCUUACAAACAAAGAUUUUCCAAGUGAGCGAACCAAAAGCAUUCGAAACUAAAAAGUCCAAAGUCUACGAUUGGUUAAACGUCGAUUUGAAAUCUGGAAUUAUGGGAAACUAUGCAUUCGAUAGUAAAACUGGAUCCCUUGUCAAGAAUUCCACAAGAAAAGUAUUGACCAAACCAUCAGCCUCUUCAUCUAAACAUAUUGAAGAGGAUGAUCACGAUUUCUCCAACAGCAAGAAUAAGAAGAAUAAAAAACGAAAGUAA
This is a messenger RNA of Naegleria gruberi, 537 nucleotides long. RefSeq lists its product as uncharacterized. The coding region runs from base 1 to 537 and encodes 178 amino acids. The record is from RefSeq and is a predicted model, not a curated record. The transcript has a single exon. NCBI's taxonomy places the organism in Eukaryota, Heterolobosea, Eutetramitea, Acrasida, Naegleriidae.